AUGUCGGCCCCAGAGUCCAAGGAUAUCUCCGGGACUGAGACCCAGCCGGUGCGAACCAACUCCAACCCAACCGUCGCCGCUGAGGAGCAAUCCUCCAAGAAGCAAUGGUGGCACAGAAGCAAGAAGAGCUCUGAAGGGGCCAACUCUGGCCCUGACGUCGCUGCCGUCCAGACUGAGGAGCACGAGGUCAAGAGGCCUUGGUGGUACAGUAUCAAGGAGCCCGGAUCGGCUCUUCAGAUCAUCACCGCCGCCCUCCUUGCCAUUGCCAUCGGUCUCGUCGUCACCACCCAGGUCGAGAAGGUCCCUGAUGCUGCUCGUGUCCUCAUCUCCAUCCCUGGUGACCUCUGGCUCCGGUCCCUCAAGGCUGUCGUCCUUCCCCUGAUCGUCUGUUCGAUGCUUCUCGCCGUGACGAGACUUCGAGAAAUGUCUAACGGCGGUUCCCUGCUUGCCAAGUGGGUUGUCGGAUACUACAUCAUCACCACACUUAUCUCCAUUACCCUCUCAUGCUUGAUGACGGGCCUGGUCUGGGCCCACCAGUUCAAGGAGGUCGGAGAGGACUCUCUUAGGAUGGAUGAUGAUGAGGAGUCAACUGUUGACACCUCGGAACGACCCAUCCACCAAGUCGUCCUUGAGAUGUUCCAGUCCUUCAUCCCCUCCAACGUCGUGUAUGCCAUGGCCAACGACCAGCUGCUUGCCAUCAUCAUCACAGCCAUCAUUGUGGGAUACCUCAUCGAGAGCUCUCAGUCCCCCAUCAUCCGCGUCACUGAGGAGAUCGAGCGCAUGAUCACCAAGAUCAUCACCUGGCUCAUCAAGAUGGCCCCCAUCGGUGUCUUCUUCCUGAUCCUGCCCAACCUGAUGAAGCUCGACAUCGGCGAGAUUGGUCUGAACCUGGGUAUCCUCAUCGGCGGUACCCUCUCCACCAUGCUCAUCCACAUCCUGGUCAUCGUCCCCAUCAUCUUCUUCACCUUUACCAGGAUGAACGCCUACUCGUAUUGGCUCAAGAUCUCUCCUGCCUGGGUGACUGCCUGGGGUUCUGCUUCGUCUGCCGCCACUCUGCCUGUGACGCUUCGAUGCGCCAAGGCGCGAGGUAUCCCUGCCACCAUCUACAAGUUCUCGUGCCCCCUAGGUUGCCUGAUCAACAUGGACGGUACUGCCAUCUACCUCCCCGCAGCUGUCACAUUCUUGGCUGCCACUCAGGGCAUCACUCUGGGCCCUGUUGACUACAUCAUCGUGGCCCUCCUGUCGACCCUGGCCUCGAUCGGUGUCAGCCCCAUCCCCUCGGCCUCGCUGGUCCUUUCCAUCAUGAUUGCCCGCUCCGUCAACGUCGAGCUGACCGGCAUGUACGCCGUCAUCGUGGCCAUCGAUUGGUUCCUCGACCGUUUCCGUACGGCCGUCAACGUCUCUGGCGAUCUCUUUGCUGGUAUGAUCGUGUACAAGAUGACCGGAAUCGAGGACCCCCCUGAGGUGGUUGACGAGGAGGCCCGUGAGGCUGAUCUGAAGGAGCAGGACGCCUCCAACAAAGUCUAA
Messenger RNA from Fusarium keratoplasticum, 1527 nucleotides. Its product is annotated as Amino acid transporter. Lineage: Eukaryota; Fungi; Ascomycota; Sordariomycetes; Hypocreales; Nectriaceae. The transcript has 3 exons. The record is from RefSeq and is a predicted model, not a curated record. Gene Ontology annotation, biological process: L-glutamate transmembrane transport. The coding region runs from base 1 to 1527 and encodes 508 amino acids. Gene Ontology annotation, cellular component: plasma membrane. Gene Ontology annotation, molecular function: glutamate:sodium symporter activity; L-glutamate transmembrane transporter activity; neutral L-amino acid transmembrane transporter activity.